Molecule: messenger RNA, 1529 nt
Organism: Polychytrium aggregatum
Lineage: Eukaryota; Fungi; Chytridiomycota; Chytridiomycetes; Polychytriales
Exons: 8
Coding region: 61-1461 (466 amino acids)
Source: RefSeq, a predicted model, not a curated record
CAUCUCUCGGCUGCUGGUUGCUGCCUGUCUUCGACGCAACCUCUUCGUAUACAAAUAGCCAUGGAUACCCCAGGCCCAGCCCCAGCCCCAGCGCCUGAGCCAUCCACUCCCCAGGAUGCUCCCUCGGCCGAGCUCGUAGCCCCGCCCCUGCCUGCUCGCAAGGCCCGUGUCUCCGGCCCGUCGGUGUCGUUCAAGCUCGAAAGCCAUCCAGCCAUCCAGGCCCUGCAGGACAUUCCCUUCAACGAUGUCAAGGUCAUGUUGCUCUCGAAAAAGUCCUUUCUUCUCGUCUCGGCCCUUAGCCGCUCCGAGCCCGUCGACCGGCAGUACUACGACCAUCACGUCGUCGUUCCAAACCCUGCAAAUCCCAAGCAGUUCAUCACCCUCGGAGGAGUGCGAGGAAUAAUCAAAAAGGACCGGAUCAUCAUCGUCGGCGGCGCACCAUCAGAAAGCGAUUUGCUGGCAGCAUGGUCUGGCGAAGUCGAUGCCGGCAAGGGCCGCCAGACCAUCUGGUCCACGAUCGACAUGGACUCGUCCGAAACAGACUAUCCCUCCAUCGCUUGUGUGGGCGAGGAGCCCGUUGUCGUCCAGAUCCCGGGAGGCAGCGACUCAAUCCUUGCCCUUGAGGUCAAACGCAGCAUCAUGCCCGAGGAUCUGGCGCACUCAAAAGGAGCAGCAUCCGGAAACGCCGCCGGUGACUCGCCGGCUGCUCGUCCCUCCAGCACGGGCGAGCCGGCAGCCGCCAGACCAUCAACAGCCACCGAGGAGUCGAAUCUGCUCGCCAACAUUGCCAGCGCCAUCUUUCCCCAGAUCGACAGCAACAUCCCGCCUCGAUUGGAUGAUCUGCCGGAGCUGCACUCCGAUAUCUCAUAUCUCUUCUUCAUGUCCGUCGUCAAAGAGGAGCCGCGCUCAGCCUUUUUGAUCAACCAAAUCAACAGGCUCUCGGGCGAUGCCGCUCUGAUGGGCCGCUGGAACUCAUCGCCAAAGUCGAUUCAGACCCUCGUCACUGUAUUCCUGGACCGGCUGCAGAAACCCUGCAAGGAGCUCUGUACCUAUCUCAAAAUGGACGAGGUGAUGCAGCAGCAUUUCAACCAAGGGCUGGAGAACUAUGUUUUGGCCAAAUCAUACGAGGCCUCGUUCGGCCCGAUUCGUCAACGAGAGGCCGCUAACGAUCUCAUCAUUCAGCGUCGCAUCUCGCUGCUGAACCUGGCAUCCUUUGCACCUCAUCAUCUGGAGCUGCCCAAGCUCAUGGAGGACUCUCUGAACAGCAUCAAGCAUCGCCUGGGAAUGGAGCUACUCAAGUGCGACUCGUUGGGGGUCACACCCAAGUCCAAACUCGACCACAUUGUCAGGUGCCACCAGAUUAUCACGAGAUAUCUUCUGGCAAGCUGCUGGACAGGAACGAGAGCCCCAAAGCCGAGGAUCCCAACAAAUCCGGUGCUGAUUUGCUCCUGCCUGUGUUGAUCUACUGCAUCAUCAAGGCCAACCCCCCUCGACUGCUCGCCAACAUCCGGUACAUCCAAGAGUUCAAC